Pyricularia grisea is the source of this 234-nucleotide messenger RNA. RefSeq lists its product as uncharacterized. The transcript has a single exon. The coding region runs from base 1 to 234 and encodes 77 amino acids. The record is from RefSeq and is a predicted model, not a curated record. NCBI's taxonomy places the organism in Eukaryota, Fungi, Ascomycota, Sordariomycetes, Magnaporthales, Pyriculariaceae.
AUGGACACCUUGGGAAAUAUAUACGAUAGAAAAAACAAAAAAUAUGCAAAAAUAGGCGCAAAAUUAGGGACAAAGCAAAACCUAAACCAAAUUAAUUACAACCCAUUUCCGACUAUUAAAAAAAACCCAAUAUUUAUUGGAGAAAAAGAAACCGGUAUCGAACAGCCACCUCCAAACGAAAAACCAUUGCGUAUCUUUUCCGGAUUUAUUUCGGAUAAGAAUUUUAAGCCUUAG